This is a messenger RNA of Gossypium raimondii (Peruvian cotton), 879 nucleotides long. Its product is annotated as caltractin. The coding region runs from base 148 to 657 and encodes 169 amino acids. Gene Ontology annotation, molecular function: calcium ion binding. The record is from RefSeq and is a predicted model, not a curated record. Gene Ontology annotation, cellular component: centriole; centrosome. The transcript has 7 exons. NCBI's taxonomy places the organism in Eukaryota, Viridiplantae, Streptophyta, Magnoliopsida, Malvales, Malvaceae. Gene Ontology annotation, biological process: centriole replication; mitotic cell cycle.
GUCAACAAAGAUCAAUUAACCGCGUAAAGAGCCAAUUCUUUCUCUUUCCUGAAGUUAAAAUCUUCAAAAUCAAGUCUUUGCAAUCGCUUUUCUUUUGAAGUUGGGGGACUUUUCUCGAACUGGUUUAAGAUCUCAUCUCAGUGAACAAUGGCUAGUCUUUACAGAGGGGCAUCAAGGAAAGACAAGCAGAAGGGAAGACACCAUGGAUUAAGCCAACAGAAGAGGCAAGAGAUUAAGGAAGCAUUUGAACUGUUUGACACUGAUGGCUCAGGUACCAUCGAUGCCAAAGAGCUGAAUGUUGCCAUGAGGGCUCUUGGUUUCGAAAUGACAGAAGAGCAAAUCAAUCAAAUGAUUGCGGAUGUUGACAAGGAUGGCAGUGGUGCCAUUGACUUUGAUGAAUUUGUUCACAUGAUGACUGCCAAGAUCGGGGAGAGGGACACUAAAGAAGAGCUUAUGAAAGCAUUCCAAAUCAUUGAUCAAGAUAACAAUGGAAAGAUAUCUGCUGACGACGUUAAACGCAUUGCAAAGGAGCUUGGUGAACACUUCUCCGAAAAAGAUAUUCAGGACAUGAUCGAAGAAGCAGACCGAGAUCAUGACGGGGAGGUAAGUAUUGAAGAGUUCAUGAGGAUGAUGAAGAGAACUACAUAUGGCUACUAGAAGUUUGACAUAUGGCCGGAGGGAGUGUUUGAUCGCAGCCAUGCUGUAGCUGUAGCUGCAGCUGUAGCAUUGUUGUAUAAUUAAACUAAAAAAAACAUGUUGUGUAUGGAUAUAUGUAAUGGGAUUGAAUGUUUCUCCAUGACUUUUAAUUAUGUUGUUCUUCUCUAUUAUUUAAUUUUUUGGUACCGAAAUAGAAGUUUUGGUAUGAAAGCCUUGCAACCA